Messenger RNA from Biomphalaria glabrata, 2688 nucleotides. Its product is annotated as caseinolytic peptidase B protein homolog. The transcript is spliced from 16 exons. Gene Ontology annotation, biological process: cellular response to heat. Bases 30 to 1970 code for a protein of 646 amino acids. Gene Ontology annotation, cellular component: cytoplasm; mitochondrion. Lineage: Eukaryota; Metazoa; Mollusca; Gastropoda; Planorbidae. Gene Ontology annotation, molecular function: ATP hydrolysis activity; ATP binding; protein binding. The record is from RefSeq and is a predicted model, not a curated record.
ACAACGAAAAUCAGUUCUACAUAAACAAUAUGGCCGUUAGCAGGACAAAUAAGCAACUUUAUAUGACAUUGAAACGAUUUUUAUCUAAACAAAGAGAUUUUAUUAUUAAACCACACACACCAAAUAAUGAAAAAAUAUUAAGUUCACACAAAGAAUUUAAUUUUCGGUUGUUAUCAGUAGAGCUUUUACGGCGAUUGUCAAAAUGUUGGCGACGCAAUAUAUUUGCGACGUUGUCAUCAGUUGGCAUUAUUGCAGGUUUAGGGGCAGCAAGGCUCAGCCUCAACGGAUCUGUUCUGUUUGAUAAGCCCAUAUCUGUAGAAUUUUCACCACCUAAAAAAUCAAUAGAUGAUGCACUGUUAACAGCUUGUCGACUUGGACUAGUGUCUGAGGUAACAAGACUGCUGAAACUUGGGGCUAAAGUGGACAAGACUCAUGAACUUGGCUGGACAGCUCUUCACGUUGCUGCUGUGAACAAUAAACCUCAGGUUGUACAGCUCUUGUUGGCCCAUGGAGCAGAUCCUAAUUGUUUAGAUCAAUUCACAACUGUGGCACAGAAGUCCAGAGAGAAACAGUUAAACAGUUUACAUGUUUUACUUACCAGAGAGGAGGAGUUUUCAGACAGACUUAGCAACAGAGCAAAUUUUCAAAACUGUACCCCACUACAUUACGCAGUGCUUGUCAAUGAUAUUCAGAGUAUUAGACUACUAUUAGAGGCUGGUGCAGAUCCAACUCUAGAGAAUGCUUUGGGUCAUAAAGCUAUUGAAUAUGCUCGGGACAAUGAAGCCAAAGAACUAAUUGGAACAUAUACACAGAAGUUUGUUGAAAAAAAAGCUGCAGAAGAAGCAGAGGAAAGAAGACGAUUUCCUUUAGAGUUGAGGCUAAGAGAACACAUUAUUGGACAGGAAGCAGCUAUUAAUACAGUAGCAGCAGCUAUCAGAAGAAAGCAGAAUGGCUGGUAUGAUGAAGAUCAUCCUCUUGUGUUUCUCUUCUUAGGGUCUUCUGGGAUAGGUAAAACAGAACUGGCCAAGCAAGUCUCUAAUUAUCUACAUAAAAACAAAAAAGAUGCCUUCAUCAGAAUAGACAUGUCUGAGUAUCAAGAAAAACAUGAGGUUGCAAAAUUUAUUGGUGCUCCGCCGGGUUAUGUUGGUCAUGAUGAAGGUGGUCAGCUGACUAAAGCUUUGACCAAGUGUCCUGAUGCUGUGGUCUUGUUUGAUGAAGUGGAUAAAGCACACCCAGAUGUGUUGACUAUCAUGUUACAACUUUUUGAUGAAGGCAGAUUGACUGAUGGCAAAGGGAAACUUGUGGAAUGUAAGGAUGCUAUAUUUAUCAUGACCUCUAACCUUGCCAGCGAGGAAAUUGCUGAACAUGCCAUACAGUUGAGACAAGAAGCUGCCAAUAUGUCCAAAAUGAGAGGAACACAAAAUAUAGAGGAUUUGGAGCAAACAGAAAAAGUGACUAUAUCAAAAAAUUUCAAAGAUCAGGUGGUCAGACCAAUACUUAAGAGAAAGUUUCGCCGUGAUGAGUUCCUGGGUAGAAUCAAUGAAAUUGUUUACUUUUUACCUUUUUCUCAAUCCGAGCUGACCAAACUUGUCAACAAGGAAUUGCAGUUUUGGGCUGUCAGGGCAAAAAAGAAACACAACAUUGAACUGCUGUGGGAUCACAGGGUUGUUGACACACUGGCUGAAGGCUUUGAUACACACUAUGGAGCAAGAUCUAUCAAAUAUGAGGUGGAAAGACGGGUGGUUACACAGCUGGCUAUGGCCCACGAGAGACAACUCAUUAACCAGGGCAGUAAAAUCAGAAUCACAGUUUCCAAAGGCAAUGAUCUUCUGGCCAACUCUAAUGCCUCAUCAGAGGAUGAAGUCUCAACUAUUAAACUGCAGAUCUUAGAGUCUGCCUGUUCAGGAAUUGAAAAAUACAGGGACAUUGUACUUGAUAACAGCAACAAUCCUUUCUCUAUGCCUACAUAACUUUAUCACCACUUUCUCCAUUCUUUCUCACAUAAUAGAAACUUUUUCUCAAUGUCCAUAUAACAGCCAAAAUUCUUAUUCAUGCCAAAAAAUGUUGUCCAUUUAUACCAAGCCAUCUCUGGCUCACUCAAAUGUUUUAUCAUGCUCAUGGAGGUGACACAGUGCAAUACAUUGAUUGCUUACAUAUUCAUUCAUUUGAUUGUGAUGUAUGUAAGAGAAGGAAGUGGAUAAAAUGUGUAUAAGCCAAGGUGUUAGAGAAAGCUUAGUGUUUAUGAAGGAAGUGGAUAAAAUGUGUAUAAGCCAAGGUGUCAGAGAAAGCUUAGUGUUUAUGAAGGAAGUGGAUAAAAUGUGUAUAAGCCAAGGUGUAAGAGAAAGCUUGUCUAUGAAGGAAGUGGAUAAAAUGUGUAUAAGCCAAGGUGUAAGAGAAAGCUUGUUGUCUAUGAAGGAAGUGGAUAAAAUGUGUAUAAGCCAAAGUGUAAGAGAAAGCUUGGUAUUUUAUGAAGGAAGUGGAUAAAAUGUGUAUAUGUCAAGGUGUAAGAGAAAGCUUGUUGUCUAUGAAGGAAGUGGAUAAAAUGUGUAUAAGUCAAGGUGUAAGAGAAAGCUUGGUGUUUAUGAUAAUAUGUAAAAGACAUCAGUAUUAGUUAGCUCGCAAACAAAAACCAAUCAACUGCAGAUUACUUUCUAUCAUAACUUUCUGUUCAAGCCAUUUCUAUCACCU